CUCGCAGCUGUCAACAAGUUCCGGGUGACCAGGAUGACGUCAGCCCGUUGGCCCGAGGUAAACACAGUUAGCCGCGGCUAGCGACUGUUGAAGAGCGUGUACUCACCGACUUAAAAUGGCAAAGAAAACGGAGGAUUUCAGGGAUUUGUGGAUGUGAUUACGUUAAACAAACUAUAGCCACGCUCCAUCCCUAGAUCUUGAUCUUUCUCCUCAGCCAUGUCGUCACGUGUGUUGCUGCGGCAGCAGCUGAUGCGAGAACAAGCCCAGGAGCAGGAGAGACGUGAGGCCCAGCAGCAGGCCUCUGCCUCUCAGCUCCGGGCUUCCGACUCCACUCCAGCCAUCUCUGUCACACUGCCCCCAAAUGCUGCCCGUCCACCUCCAGCACAGGUGCCUGUGGAGGUGCUGAAGGUGCAGACCCACUUGGAGAACCCCACCAAGUACCACAUCCAGCAGGCACAGAGGCAGCAGGUGAAGCAGUACCUCUCCACCACUCUAGGCAACAAGGCGGUUUCUCAGACCAUGGGUGUGUCUCCUGUGCCACAAUGCAGUUCUGCCCCUGAAGUUGCUCCUACUGCCAGCAGUGCACCUAACAGUCCCAUGGCCCUGCUUAACAUCGGAUCCAACAAGGAGGAAAUUGACGAUGUGAUCGACGACAUCAUUAGUCUUGAAUCCAGUUUUAAUGACGACAUCAUUACGUUGAUUGACUCAGGUCUUCAGUUGCCUAGCACGCUCCCAGGAAAUCUGUUGGAUGUAUACCAUAGCCCUGGAAUGGCAGCACCUACUCUCACUGUCAGCAACUCCUGCCCUGCUGAUCUUCCAAAAAUUAAAAGGGAAAUUACUGAUGCAGACGCCAAAGCACUAAUGAAAGAAAGGCAGAAGAAAGACAACCAUAACCUCAUUGAGAGGAGGCGGAGAUUCAACAUUAAUGACCGUAUAAAGGAACUUGGUACCCUGAUACCCAAGUCAAGUGAUCCUGAGAUGCGCUGGAAUAAAGGCACUAUUCUGAAAGCCUCUGUAGACUACAUCAGGAAGUUACAGAAGGAGCAACAGAGAGCCAAGGAUGUCGAGAUGCGUCAGAAAAAGCUGGAGCAAGCAAACCACAGUUUAAUGUUACGCAUCCAGGAGCUGGAAAUGCAGGCACGGCUCCACGGCCUCUCCACUGCCAACAGCAUCUCAUCUAGUCUGAGCUCCGAUACCUCCCUGCUCCAGCAGCAGCCAGUCCCACAGAGCGGCCAGUCCCUGCCUCCCAGUGCAGGAGCAGCCUCCUCCUUUAACCUCCUCAGCAUGGGUGCUACAGCCGUUGGACCUCCUCUGCCAGCCUCUUUCCUGUCACCGCCCUCCUCGGACUCUCCAGCAGGAAUCACCAUCAGCAGCCCUCUGGACAUGGGCAGCCUGAGCUUUGCCGAGCUAGACGACCCCUCCGCCUCAGCACUCUAUCCUGACGUGGGUUUGGGAGACAUUCUCAUGGACGAGGGUUGCACCUUGUCUCCAGAGAGGGUGGAGGAGCCCCUGUUUUCUCCUUUGUCACCAGGUGCCUCUAAAACCAGCAGUCGCAGGAGCAGCCUUGAAAUGGACGAGGACUUGUGAUAAGCUCUGCGUGGAGGUCACGCAGCCAGAGAGACUGUCUGUAGGGAUGAGAAUGUCAGGAAGUGCAGUCUAUCUUCAAAUAACGUGAGUCUAUUGAUAGCACUGUAGAACUGAACUUCGUAAAGCAAAAAUAGCUAACAUUAAGAUCAAAAAACUAACAUCAACUUUGCAUCAGGAGAAAGUUCUUGAUUUUCUUUGCCAUACAGACCUAAUUGUUAUUGUUCCUGUUUGGAGCUGGUCAAAUGAUUAUGUCUGGGUUUAUAAAUGCAAUCUUAUUAAAAUGGAAUAUUGUAUAAUAGGGACAUUAAGAAAUUAUUACAUUAAAUAGUUUUUAAGAUUUUCUUCAGAGAUUUAAGAGGGAUAUAAAGUUUGCUUGAAUUUAUUAUGUGCUCAUUUAUAAGAAAGAAAGCUGUGAGGUUUCUUUUUCAUGACAUUGGCAUAACAAACUGGUUGAGAGAUGCCAAGAUAUUUGUUUUGUUUUUUUCAACUGACUGGAAUCAGGGUUUGUUAAUAGCAGUCGCAUGCUCAUUCUUGUUGGGUUGUUUCACCAGCAGCUACAGAAGGGAUCUUUGUAAAGUGAAUUGGCACAUUGUUGAAAUAUUUACUUCAUAUUGUAUAUAAGAAUAUUUUAUUUUGAGCAAUUUUAUUGCACCUUAUUUUAUGGCAGUCUAUGCAUUUUAUGAAAGCUUUUGUCUUGUUUUAUUACCAUUACACACAGUCGACAGCUAACGCCCAGGAUGCAUGUAUUUGUAAUAAACCUUAAGAGCAGUGGAAAAUCACUUGCUGCUGCAGCUAGGUAGCCAAAGCAGGACUUCUUCCAGAGUAGCUACAAAUUACAAAUCAACAUUUUAUUUUUUGAAUAUAUUCACUGAGUCACUAUGAGAAAUGCAGAACAAUUUUAUCCUUUUACAAUAGUACUGUAGUUCAUCACAUAUUUUUUUGAUACCUGAAUAAUCCUUUGAUAAGUAGUUUUUCCUGACUAAUAUACGUGUUGUCAGUGAUUGUCUUCAUUAACCUUGGUGAUCACUGAGUGAUUUUACGGUUAGCAUGUUCCACCAAGAUUGUGGCUUUUUUGUUUUUCCUGACGAUCAAAAUUGAUUAGAACUAACAAUACAUUAUUGCUCAUUGUAGAAUGAAUUCAGAAGGCUUUGACCUUCUUUUACAGCAACCACUAUCCUCAUGUUUGUAAUAAUAAGGUAUAACUGUUUGCAGUGUGAAAUCUGCAACACAUUUAUUAUUCUAUGAAAUAGCCACAAACUUUAGAAAGGCAUUUAAUUUGUCAGAUGCUUGAUGCAACCUUAUGUACAGUUAAUGAAUGUGUGUUUGAAAAAGUACCUGCAUAUUUGUGUGUUGUUUUUUUUUUUUACACUGACGUACUGUAUUUGAGAAUUGCUUUUUGGUUUCCUUCAACAUGUCUUUUCAAAGUUAGUGAUAUGCUUGAAUUUUAAACUAUAUUUGAGCCGUGGUAACACAAAAACAAAUCAAUUGAUGCAGCCAAAAAACAUCUUUUUUUUUAAAAUUUUUUUUUUAGUUCACAGUCUUGAGUGACACUGAUUAGUGUUUACCUUUCAGUGAGGGAAAAGUCGCUGAUUUAAGGUGUCUCUCCUGUUUUUGAGCUAAAAGCAGCUCCACUCCAUAGCUCAGUGCUGCAAAUUGUGUUGUUCUUAGUCCCAUAAGAUUAAUUACCAGUGGUCAGCUUUUUCUGCUCAUACUCAACUGCUCUCCACGAUAUUAACCAUGUCUUACCCCUACAUAUAUUUGAGUGCUAACAUGGACUGUUAAUCCUCUACGUGCUACAGGUAACAUUUGUGUCUUGUCCUUACAAGUUGGCUUUCAGAAGAUUGUAAUAAAUAAAUGAUUCCCACAGGUUCA
This is a messenger RNA of Thunnus maccoyii (southern bluefin tuna), 3459 nucleotides long. It is a transcript of the gene tfe3b, whose product is annotated as transcription factor binding to IGHM enhancer 3b. Gene Ontology annotation, molecular function: DNA-binding transcription factor activity, RNA polymerase II-specific; protein dimerization activity; RNA polymerase II cis-regulatory region sequence-specific DNA binding. The transcript is spliced from 9 exons. The record is from RefSeq and is a predicted model, not a curated record. Gene Ontology annotation, cellular component: nucleus. NCBI's taxonomy places the organism in Eukaryota, Metazoa, Chordata, Actinopteri, Scombriformes, Scombridae. Bases 217 to 1587 code for a protein of 456 amino acids. Gene Ontology annotation, biological process: regulation of transcription by RNA polymerase II.